Messenger RNA from Morus notabilis, 2360 nucleotides. RefSeq lists its product as uncharacterized. Gene Ontology annotation, molecular function: ATP binding; ATP hydrolysis activity. The coding region runs from base 103 to 2118 and encodes 671 amino acids. The record is from RefSeq and is a predicted model, not a curated record. Lineage: Eukaryota; Viridiplantae; Streptophyta; Magnoliopsida; Rosales; Moraceae. The transcript has 10 exons.
AAUAAACAAAUGAGAAGAAAAGAAAGAAAAAAAUCAAAUAGAAGACUACAAAGACGACCGAUUUUCCGUAGUUCUUGAAAGAAAAGAAGAAAAACUCAUGCAAUGCAAUGCAUGCGUUUUCCUCUCCUUCAAAUUCCGCCAUUAAAGCAAGCUUCGGCUUCCAAAUUCCCAUCCACAAAAUCCUUCCCUUACGCCCUUCAAUGUCCCAAAUACAAAUACUCAUCCAUUUCACUCUCACUAACCAAAACCUUUUCUGGGUAUCGAAACUCGUCCCUUAGUUGUUCUUGUUCUUCGUCGGAAGAUGAUUUUGAGGACGAAUUGGGACGCCUUUUGGCGCUUUUGCCAGAGGAAAUAAGGCAAAGGAUUUGGGAGCAUCCGGAGCUUCAUCAACUGAUCGAAGUGGUUAUGGACUUUGGUCGGAAGCCGUUGGCCAGGUUUCCUUCUGGAGACUCUGUCUUGUCGGAUUCGCCCAUAACUCUUCAGGAUCUUCAAUAUGCUACGUCUCAGGUUGGUGACUUUGCGAUUGAUGAUAGAGCAGGAAUCAGUAGGACAUUGCACCGUAUUAGUGCCAUCAGAAAUCGGAAGGGUGCCAUUAUUGGUUUAACCUGUCGUGUUGGUCGAGCGAUCACAGGAAGUGCGAAUUUGUUGCGAUACUUAGUCCAGGACGGCGCCUCUCUAUUGCUCAUUGGCCCUCCAGGGGUUGGAAAAACCACAAUUAUCAGGGAAAUAGCUCGGAUGCUUGCAAAUGAUUACAACAAACGUGUCAUGAUUGUUGACACCUCGAAUGAAAUUGGUGGCGAUGGCGAUAUACCUCAUGCAGGAAUAGGUAAUGCACGUCGGAUGCAAGUCCCAGACUCCAAUAGGCAACAUGAGGUACUGAUAGAAGCAGUUGAGAAUCAUAUGCCACAAGUAAUUGUAAUUGAUGAAAUUGGCACAAAGCUUGAAGCUAUGGCUGCCAGCACGAUUGCCCAGCGUGGUAUUCAGCUCGUUGCCACUGCACAUGGAGUGACGAUUAAGAAUUUGAUAAUGAAUCCUUCACUAGAAAUGCUUGUGGGAGGAAUACAGGUGCAAAGAAAUCUCCAAGAUGUGAUUACCAAUUUGAGUGUAACACUAGGGGAUGAAGAGGCAAGCAGGCGGGGUGUGCAGAAGUCCGUGUUGGAAAGGAAAGGUCCUGCAACAUUUAGUUGCGCGGUGGAAAUAGUUUCAAAGACAGAGUUGAGAGUUCAUCGUAGCUUAGAAACAACAGUGGACGCCAUUCUCGCAGGCCGUUUUCCAAAUGUUGAAGUUCGGAAGAUAAAGUCUAAUGAGUUGGAAGAUACUUUAGAAAGAGAGCCUUUUAUUUGCAAUUCUUUUGAUACGGAGGAUGAACUAAUGGAUGAAGAAGCUCCAGAGCUGAUUGAAAAUGGAACUUAUUACAAGGAAUUCACUUCUGAGGUCUCUCCAAACAUGGGAGAAGCGUCUGGGGAAGGAACGAUUCCACUCCGCCUGUUUGUUUACGGGAUCCUAGAGGCCAGCGUGAUACAAGGGAUUAAGCAAUUGAAGAUUGAUGAUGCUGCUAUUUGCUUAACCAACAAUAUCAGCGAAGCAGACGCGCUGCUUGCCUUGCAGUCAAAGCUCAAGAAGAAUCCCCGAAUUCAAGCUGCUGUUAAAUCUCAUAACAUACCAAUUUAUAUGACUAAGACAAGCUCGCUGGUGCAAAUAAGAAAGGCGAUUCGGGCAUUAAUGAGUGAUCAUGAAGAUGGUUUGAAUGAUCUUGAAUCAGUAGAAAAGGUGAAGUCAUCUGAGAAGACUGAUGCAUUAGAGGAGGCAAGAUUGGCCAUUGAGCAGGUUGUGAUCCCAAAAGGAGAACCUGCAGAACUACUUCCAAGACCAACCCGCAUCAUGACGCUUCAGCUUGACCUUAUUCGAAGAUACCAACUUGAAGCUGAAAGAAUAGGUUCAGGUGCAGAAACACGGCUGUGUAUCCUUCCUUUACACGUUCGGAAAAACGAAGAAGACGACACUAAACAGAAUGAUAUGUCUGUGUCUGAUAGCGAGCUCGAUGAUUUCGUCAACAGUAAGGGUAACACCAAUGUCUCUCCCUACUGUGUAGACAGAUUACCAUUACUACCCGAGUAACUAUGGAAUUCCAUAUAAAACAAUGCAUUUAUAUUGCACUACUCGUUGGGAUAUGGUAUAUAAUUCUUGCAGCUACCUUACCAGCCCAUCAUGUUGGUUGUGCAUACUCAUUGAUUUUGUAAAUGCUGUAAUAUAAAUCUUGAAAAAAUUUGUGCAGGAUUCUAUAGGUCAAUUUAAUGUUGAAAACUUCCCCUUAAAAGUUGAAAAAUUGUCCACAGGAUUCUGUAGGUCAGUCUAAUGUA